CCAGUGCCUCCCAGUGCCACGGGGUCCCUGGCACCAAAGGAUACUGAGAUCCUGUAAGUCUCCCCGACACCAAGGGAUACCCAAAGAGGUGCUCAUCUCCCAGGGAUGCCCAUCACUCAGGGGUCCCUGGACGCAGUGGGUUCCCACCACCCAGGGGUCCCCACGGGGUACCCCGCACCCAGGGCCGCCCCCUGCGACCCCACCCCAGCAGAGCAGCGCUUUGAGCGGGAGGCAGCCGCUGCACAGCCGGGCUGCAGGCGUCGCAUCCUCCUCCUCCUCUUCCUCCUCCUCCUCCUCCUCCUCCUCCCGCGAGGCCGCAGGCGGCUCCCGCACACCCUGAGCGCUCGGCUGCAGCCGGUUGCGGCGGGAGGCGGUCGCUGUAGCAACGCGGUGCUGCGCAGGGGAGGGAUGCGGGGCGCGGGGAUGGCAACCGGCCGACGGGAGAAGCGGCGUGCUGAGGGUCCUGCGCUGCCCUGAAGCCCUCGUCAGCAUCAUCCCCGUGCCCUCAGCCCCACGUUCGCACCCCAUUCACCCCCCCGGUUCCAUUGCAGCAGCAGCAGCAGCCGCAGCCCAGCGCCGCCGGAGCGCCCAGAGGGAUGCGGACCCACAGACACAGCGGACCCUGUGACUGACGCAGCCCCCCCGGCGCACAGCUGAAUGGAAAGGGUGCAGAAGCAACCGCUGACCUCCCCUGGGAGCGUCUGCUCCUCGCGUGGCUCCAGCGUCCCCGGAUCGCCCUCCAGCAUCGUGGCCAAGAUGGACAACGAGGUGCUGGGCUACAAGGACCUGGCUGCCAUCCCCAAGGACAAAGCGAUCCUGGACAUCGAGCGCCCCGACCUGAUGAUCUACGAACCCCAUUUCAGCUACUCCCUGAUGGAGCACGCGGAGCUGCCCCGCAGCCGCGAGCGCUCCCUGUCGCCAAAAUCCAUCUCUCCUCCUCCGUCCCCAGAGAUGAUCCGUGAGUGGUUGGACAGCCGGACCCCCGGCGGCACCUCGCAGCCCCCGCCCCGCACAGCGCCCGGCACGGCCCGCAGCAGCGUGCAGCACUUCCACCGGCCCGAGACCGACACGACGGAGCUCAACAUCUACAAGAAACCCCCCAUCUACCGGCAGAAAGACCCCCACCCUACAGCGCACCACGGCAAGCACCUCAUCGAGGAUCUGAUCAUCGAAUCCUCCAAAUUCCCGGCCGCGCAGCCCCCCGACCCCAACCAACCCGCCAAGAUCGAGACCGACUACUGGCCGUGCCCCCCGUCCCUGGCCGUCGUGGAGACGGAGUGGAGGAGGAGGAUGGCAUCGAAGAGAGGGGAGGAGGAAGAGGAGGAUUUGACGGAGGAGAUGAAGAACCUGAGGGAGCUGCAGAGGCAGGAGCUGAGCAAGGUGACCUCCAACCUGGGGAAGCUGAUCCUAAAGGAGGAGAUGGAGAAAUCCCUCCCCAUCCGGAGGAAAACCCGCUCGCUGCCGGACCGGACGCCCUUCCACACGUCGCUGCACAUGGGCAGCUAUAAGAGCUCCUCGCUGCCCGCCUCCGGCCGCAGCACCCUCACCAGGCUGCAGUCAGCAGAGUUCAGCUCAACGAGCAGCGAGAAGGGGAGUCCAGGGCUGCAGGUGAGCGUUCAGCUGGAGGAUGGAGCGGGAUGAGGGGGUGACACUGGGGUGACAUUUUUGGGGGUGGGGGGGUUGCGGUGCCAGGCGUG
Phasianus colchicus (ring-necked pheasant) is the source of this 1697-nucleotide messenger RNA. Lineage: Eukaryota; Metazoa; Chordata; Aves; Galliformes; Phasianidae. The record is from RefSeq and is a predicted model, not a curated record.